This is a messenger RNA of Mytilus trossulus (common blue mussel), 3329 nucleotides long. RefSeq lists its product as uncharacterized. The transcript is spliced from 3 exons. The record is from RefSeq and is a predicted model, not a curated record. Lineage: Eukaryota; Metazoa; Mollusca; Bivalvia; Mytilida; Mytilidae. The coding region runs from base 158 to 1729 and encodes 523 amino acids.
CGUCAAACCUGGUAACGACAGCAUAAAAAAGAUGGGUUUUGAUUGGUUCAUUCAUUAGCGAUUUUAUUUCCUACGCAGAUACUGUGGAUAAAUAUAAAACAGUCAACGUGUUAGGAUUAUUGUAGAAUUACUCGGUGAUGAGAUUAAGAACUAGAAAAUGGCUGUGAAGAUGAUGAAUCUACUACUGAUGUUGAUUGUUGCUGUUAAUGUUCAAACCGUUUACAGUUCGAAUAGAGUUAAAGAUAUAGAUAUGUCUAUGAAGAAUAAUCUUGAAACAGAGCAAUAUUCCAAAGAAUUCCUUAAGGCACUACGUAGUCUGGAAUUGUACAUUCAACAUGAGUCUAAUAAACUUGAUCACUUAAACGAUGGUGAGACAGAUAUACAGGAGAAUGAUACAAUCGAAAAUCAGAAAAGACCAUUUGUACGAGGAGGUGCGUCAAGAGGGUACAAAUUCGGAAAACGAAACAAAAACGGAAAUAAACAAGAUACGAACAUAAAAUCACUUCUGUCAGAAGUAAAUUUAGUGGACAAUGAAAUACCACGUGAUGAUUAUAAGUUCACAGACGACAGUUUUAAUGAUUUUCAAAUCAAUCAUGCUAUUAAGCGACCCUUUGUAUUAGGAAAUUUUAAAUUCGGUAAGCGGGCAUCAUCUGAAAUGUAUCCGGAAAAUGACGAUGCAAUCUAUUUGGGGGAGCCAGGCUACGGCACUGAAGAAAACAGGCCUUUUGUGAUCAAUAGCAGACAACCAUUUAUCUUACACGGGUUUGAUUUUGUAAAACCGAGAACUAAUACUGACACAUCAUCCAAUGGAUUGAAAAGACCAUUAGUAUUAUCUAGUGGGUAUACAUUUGGACAAGGGCAACAAGAACAUGACGCUUACCUUGAGGAAAACAAAAGACCAUUUGUCUUAAGUGGAGGGUUUGGAUUAAAAAAACGUGGCGGAUCGCAUGAGCAAUCUUUAGAUAGCAUACCAAGGUAUGAAGAAAAUAGUCACAUUGUGAAAAGACCUUUUGUCAUGGGUGGUUAUGUAAGAAAAUGGAAACAACCAGCAGUCGUACAUAAAAAUUUCAUUGAAAGGCAUCCAAUGUUUAUAGGAAGUGGUUUCCGGUUUGGAAAGCGUGGACAUUGGGAAGGACAAGUUGAUGGUUUAACUAGCAAUGGCAUAAGAUCAUUAGAGCCUAAUGACAUAGCUAGCCUUUCAGGAAUAAAUGAAAAUAUACAGAAAUCCCCGAUAGUUUUAGACAAUAGUUAUCAGGUAGAUAAUAGACCAUUUGUUAUAUAUGGUGGCUAUCGCAGGUAUACGAAACGACCACAUAUUGUUAGGAUUUCAUUGAAACAACGAGAUAUACCAAACACAGAUAUAAAGCGACAUCAUGCAAUGCUAUUUCAAGGAGAAAGCCAAUCAUUUCCUCUUGAAAUCACACAAAAAGAGCCGUUUGGUAGGACCCAAGGAGAACUAUUCCAGGAUAUACCAAAACGAUCAUUCUCUUUUCGGAAUGAUUAUCUCUUUAGUAAAAUCCGUAAUGAUGCAAAAUCAGUUUAUAGACAGCAACCAUUCGACCAACAAAUACGUGCUGAAAAAUCGUCAAUCUCAAAUAGUCCCGAAGACAGUAUAUACUUUCAAUCCGUUAAGCGACCAUUUACAACCAGCGGCAACUAUAAAUCUAGAAUUGGUAAAAGGCCCUUUGUCCUAAGUGGACGUCGAAUGAGGUACAAAUUUGGAAAGUGAUUUCAUUGAAUAAUAUAUUGCUGGUUUUAAAAGAAUACUGUUUCUUUAAUGAAACCUUACAUCUUUUGUAUUUUGUAAUAGUCCAACGAUGCAACAAAGGACAAAGGACUUCGCUGAAGAGAUUUAUACGUUUGGCGAUUUCAAUCCAAGCACUUUUAAUAAAUACGCCUUAUCUGCUCUGUAUGUUCUUGUGUUUUUUUCCUUGUUAUAGUAUUGUUAUUUGAUAUUUAAAGAUUAUUUUUUUUUAUGAUUAUUCUUGUCAAUAUUAAUAUUAAUUUGAAUUUAUUUGUAUUUAGUGAAGUUGAAAUUCAUGUGAUAGAUGCAUACUGGUUUGAGCAUUUUUGUUGUCGACAUUAUAGUAAAAUAUAAAGGAGUAAACUCAUAGUUUUACUUAAUAGUUUUGCUAUACUCUUUUCCUUCCUUCAAAUUUAUAAAAUUGGAAGAUGUGGUAUGAGUAGAACUCUCUCUCCAAGUAAUGAUAGGUAAACAACACAAACAAAAUAGAUAUCAAAGGUACCAGACUUGUAAUUUAAUAAACAAGACGCGCGUUUCGUCUACAUAAAGCCUCAUUAGUGACGCUCAGAUCAAAAUCCAGUCUUCAACACGGAGUCACACCGUACAGUGCCCCAAAAUAACUAGUAACAAUUCAAACAGUAACACCAAUCGUCUCGUCUAUAGAAAACAAAGAGAAACGAGAAAGACUUAUGAAUCUCAUCAACAAAUGACAGCAUAAUGAAAAAAAGUAAAAUCACAAAUAUAAUGAACUUCGAGGAAAGACGGCAGGUUUUUGACUUAGAACAGUCGCAAGCAAUUACAGCCGGGUUUUGACACUACAAGCAUGGUUUUGUUUUUAUCUCUUUGCCAGUUUAUAUGUUAUAUUCAAAAUACCGAGACAAAAACGCGGUCAGUGUGGUACAAAUAUUCUUGCAAAUUUUCACUUUAUCACUUCUUCAUUAGUAAUUUGCUUCAAAGAUUAAAAUUUUACUAUCUUAAUUACAUUUCAUUUUUGUUUGGGCAAAUAAAUGUACCUUUUCUAUAAAAAAAUAAUUACUGUUAGCCCACGAAGAAGCUCAAUGAAACUUACAAUAUAUACUUUGUAAAAAAUGUUCCUUUUAUGGUGACAAAUGAAUUACUUGAAAUAAAAUAAGAACUUACAAACAAUUUUAAGUAAUGCAUAUAGUUUUUAGAUAAAAAGUUACAAACAACAAAUAUGCCAAAAUAAUAAUUUGUGAUAGUAUGCUCGCUAUUAAACGUGUUUGAUAUAGUAAACAGCAUUAAGAAAAAGAACAUGUCAUGUAUGCCGUAAAGAGGUCAGAGAUGAAUUCCAUUUAUCAUAACAUGUACAGAUCUUCAUAAACCUGGAAUAAGAAUGAAUGAAUAAAUAAAUAUUUUAAAUGUUUUUUUUUGUUAACUUUGUAUUGGAGACAUGUUGUCGAAAUAGUAUCAAUAUAGAUAUAAAUAUAUUUUUUUGUAAUGCUACAUGCAUAUUUUUGUAUUGUUUUCUGUUUAUCGUUUUCUUAUUUAUAUGUUUGUUUGUUUGUUUGAUUAUUUAGUAACAAUCCUAUUGUGUGGGUUUUAGACUAAUAAAAUUCUCAUUGUU